AUGAAUCGAAGACGUGCGUACGAAGAUGAUGGAGACUUUUACGGAGAGCGCAACAAGAAACGCCGCAGGGUAUCGGAAAACCAGGAGAUGGAAGAACGCUUAGAAACGCUGAUCCUGCGAGUCGGCGAAAACAGUUCUUCCUCGCUGGAAUCGAACCUGGAAGGGUUGGUGUCGGUACUGGAAUCGGAUUUGGGUAACUUUCGGAGCAAGAUUCUACGCAUCCUAUCGGAUUGUCCGAUCAAAAUGCCCGAAAAGUGCACCAUAUACUCGACCAUGGUGGGACUGAUGAAUGCCAAGAACUACAACUUUGGCGGCGAGUUUGUCGAGUACAUGGUGAAAACGUUCAAGGAUAGCUUAAAGCAAUGCCAGUGGGAUGCUGCCCGGUACGCGCUACGCUUUCUGGCAGAUCUGGUGAAUUGUCACGUGAUAUCCACGAAUUCUUUGCUCCAGCUGCUGGACAGCAUGGUCGAUGCGGCCAACGAAGACAAUGUGCCGCAGGUUCGACGCGAUUGGUACGUCUUUGCGGUGCUUUCCACCCUACCAUGGGUGGGUCGAGAGCUGUACGAGAAGAAGGAAUCGGCGCUGGAAAACUUGCUGGUUCGCAUCGAAGUGUUCCUGAACAAGCGCACCAAGAAACAUCACAACGCAUUGCGCGUGUGGUCGGUGGAUGCGCCACAUCCACAGGAAGAAUAUCUCGAUUGCCUGUGGGCCCAGAUCCGGAAGCUGCGGCAGGACAAUUGGACCGAGAAGCACAUUCCUCGGCCAUACUUGGCAUUCGAUUCGGUGCUGUGUGAGGCGCUGCAACACAACAUCCCCGUGAUUCAUCCUCCGCCCCAUCAGGAUUCGUUCGAAUAUCCGAUGCCGUGGGUGGUGUACCGUAUGUUCGAUUAUACCGAUUGCCCCCCGGGGCCGAUUCUGCCCGGUGCGCAUUCAAUCGAACGCUUCCUCAUCGAGGAACAUCUGCACUCGAUCAUUGAAAUGCACCGCUGGGAGCGCAAGGAUUGUGCAAUCCAUUUGCUGCUCCUGCCGUACAAAGAAAAAAUCCCACUGGAAUAUUGCAUCGUGGAGGUGAUCUUUGCCGAGCUGUUUCACAUGCCGACUCCGCGCUACCUCGAGAUAUGUUACGGCUCCAUACUGAUCGAGCUGUGUAAGCAGCAACCGUCGAAGAUGCCACAAGUGCUUGCACAGGCGACGGAGAUUCUGUUCAUGCGUAUCGACUCGAUGAAUACGUCGUGCUUCGAUCGGUUUGUGAACUGGUUUUCCUAUCAUCUGAGUAAUUUCCAGUUCCGUUGGUCGUGGGACGAUUGGGACAGCUGUCUACUGUUGGAAAAUGAGCAUCCACGACCGAAGUUCAUUCAGGAGGUGUUGUUGAAGUGCUUGAGAUUCUCGUACCAUGAUCGGUUCAAGGAGAUGAUGCCAGAAGGGUAUGCGAAACUCAUUCCUAAACCACCCAUGCCUCACUACAAGUACUCGAUGGAAGGCGCAGCAUCCUUACCGGGGACGGCAACGGCCCACAAGCUAGUGGUUGCUAUUCGUCAAAAAUGCAAUGCCGAGGACGUGCUGAGCGAAUUAAACGAUUUGCCAAAUUCGAGGGAUGCGUCCGACAUGGAGAUGGCCGAGGAGCCUUUCAAUCCACUGAAAAUCGAUGUGUUUGUUCAAACACUGUUGAACUUGGGCUCCAAGAGUUUCUCUCACAGCUUUGCAGCUAUUUCAAAGUUUCACACCGUGUUUAAAGCACUGGCAGAGACAGAAGAAGCUCAGAUUUGCAUUCUCCACAACAUGUUCGAAUUGUGGGCUGAUCAUCAGCAGAUGAUGGUCGUUAUUGUGGAUAAGCUUCUCAAAGUGCAGAUUGUCGAAUGUUCCGCUGUGGCGACGUGGGUCUUCUCGAAGGAAAUGGUGGGCGAAUUUACGAAAAUGUAUUUAUGGGAAAUAUUGCACCUUACGAUUAAGAAGAUGAACCAACACGUCACUAAGCUGAGUCGCGAAAUGAACGAAGCCAAGGAAAAGUUAGCCCGCACGGUCGAAUCAUCAUCUAGCGAAUCGGAAGAUGAGGCUUCCCCGAAUCCUCAGAAACAUCGCAAGAACACAGAAGGAUCGGGCGAAAAGCCUACGGAGGAACAGGUGGAACGGAUGGAGGAGAAGCUGGAGGCGGCGUACGUAGAUCAGAAGCGUCUGUUUCUGAUCAUUUUCCAACGCUUCAUUAUGAUCCUGUCCGAGCAUCUAGUAAAGUGUGACACAGAUGGGCGAGAGUACGAUACCGAUUGGUAUCGCUGGACUGUUGGCCGGUUACAACAAGUGUUUAUGAUGCACCACGAGCAAGUGCAAAAAUACAGCAGUACAUUGGAAAGCUUGUUGUUCACGUCCGAUCUCGACCCGCACAUACUGGAUGUGUUUCACCAGUUCACCGCGCUGCGAUCAUAA
Molecule: messenger RNA, 2421 nt
Organism: Anopheles marshallii
Lineage: Eukaryota; Metazoa; Arthropoda; Insecta; Diptera; Culicidae
Gene: Cbp80
Product: nuclear cap-binding protein subunit 1
Exons: 7
Coding region: 1-2421 (806 amino acids)
Biological process (GO): mRNA export from nucleus; nuclear-transcribed mRNA catabolic process, nonsense-mediated decay
Cellular component (GO): nuclear cap binding complex; nucleus
Molecular function (GO): mRNA binding; RNA cap binding; protein binding
Source: RefSeq, a predicted model, not a curated record